Messenger RNA from Medicago truncatula (barrel medic), 1173 nucleotides. RefSeq lists its product as uncharacterized. NCBI's taxonomy places the organism in Eukaryota, Viridiplantae, Streptophyta, Magnoliopsida, Fabales, Fabaceae. Bases 109 to 936 code for a protein of 275 amino acids. The transcript has 2 exons. The record is from RefSeq and is a predicted model, not a curated record.
UUUAUUACUUACUCCUUCACACUGCAAGGCAACGUCUCUCCAAGAGAAAGAGAAAGAAAGAGUCACACACGCUAACCAUCAGCUGGAAGAUUCGGAAGAACAUCUACAAUGUUUGUCAAAGAAGUUUCUGGGAAAGAAUUACGUGACUUCCACGGAAAAGGUAGGGUGGCUGAUCGGAUAAGGAACUCUCCACAGGAAGCUCCGUCCAAUAAUUCCCCUGCCACACCCGUCAUAAAUAUUGUAAAACGGCCUCGACUAGAGGUUUCCAGUUCACCUCCUGUGCAAAUUCCUAGAAGCAGCCAGCCCAGUUCAUCUGAAGGGGUGAAUGUUUCCAUUUCACCUCCUGUGCAAAUUCCUAGAAGCAGCAAGCUCAGUUCUUUUGAAGGGGUGAAUGAAAUGUGGAUAUCGGUGUUCAAUGACAUCGUUAGUAGUAAUGAUGGUGAUGCUACAUCGGUCUGGGAUAAUCAUUUCCCAUUUGGAGACCUUAUUGAUAAGCAUUUCAUUAAGGAAAAGUUUGCUGAAAAAUUUAAGGACAUGGACUUUAAAAGGGUACUCCAAACUAGCCUGGUAGAUUCCAUUAAAAUGACCUUGCUUCAUCGCGUCAUCGGGCAAAAGUUUGAUAAGAUAGUAAUGGAAAAAGAGGCUUAUGUUGGACAAGUUACUGAAUUGAAAAAGAAGUUGUCUGAAUAUGAGAAGAAGAUGGCUGAGAUGACGACUCUUGAAGAUGAAUUGAACAAAUUGAAGAAAACUUCACGGGAUGACAUUCUGAAAAUACAAAUAAAAGAAGAUGCUCACAAGAAAGUAGUUGACAAGUUGAAUGCUGAAAUCAAAAAGCUUAAGGAUGAUGCUCCAUUAAUUUACAAAACCGGCUAUGAUAACGCAGUAGAUGAAGUUGUACGUUUGGCAUCAGGACUUAAACCUAAACCAAGUAACUAAAAUUAUUCAGGGUAAAGAUUUUUUUGAAGGUGGGUAAGAAAUUGGUUGCUGAAUGAAGAAGAAUGAGAAAAUGCCCUUUUAAACUUCUUUAGCUGGAGUAUUUUUUUGGGGGUUUAUAUGUUUUGGAUUCCUCUUGAACCUUAAUAGGACAUGGUUCUCUAGUAGAUUUGUUCUGGAACUUUGGCAUUGUAUAGUAUCUAAACUCAUCUUUAUAUUAUAUUUUGCUUUUCUCUUCAA